Messenger RNA from Gadus macrocephalus (Pacific cod), 6504 nucleotides. RefSeq names its product natural killer cell triggering receptor (gene nktr). Gene Ontology annotation, cellular component: nucleus. The coding region runs from base 2119 to 5937 and encodes 1272 amino acids. The transcript is spliced from 12 exons. Lineage: Eukaryota; Metazoa; Chordata; Actinopteri; Gadiformes; Gadidae. Gene Ontology annotation, molecular function: peptidyl-prolyl cis-trans isomerase activity. Gene Ontology annotation, biological process: protein folding; protein peptidyl-prolyl isomerization. The record is from RefSeq and is a predicted model, not a curated record.
AUGUGCAUAUUAGAGGUAGACCCGGUCUCCUUGGAGUUGAUGUGUUUGUAUGUAUUCUUUUCACCCAACCCUCUGAACUCUGACCUCUGCAGUCGGGUUUGGACUUUGUGUAGGGAAAGUAGUGAGCUCUUUUCAAAUCAGCAUGGAGGCUAGGCAUUCUCUCUUCAUUGAAAGCUACGAUCUUUCCUGCCUAAAAUUUUCAACAUAUUCUUUUAUUUAUAGAGUGGUCUUUUGCAAAAUGAGAAGACGAGAACCUCCUUCUCAAACACGACAAGGCCUUCUUGCUGUCCAUGGCCAACCGCGGCAAGGACACCAACGGUUCCCAGUUCUUCAUGUGAGUACCAGCCCAGUACACAGACGGCGUGCGUAGCGUUCCUUCUCCUGUCGGACCUCAUCUAGAUCUCCGACUGCACACUUUGUGCUCAUCUUUUUAUUGGACUAUCACGCAUGGCAGUUGAGAGAUAGGAGUUUUGGGGUUUUGUUGACUUGAUUCUCGUAGUUUUGAUUUGUCAGGUCAAAUGUGUCAUUUCAAGUCAAGUCCCAAUAAGCAUAACCCUGCCUCCGACCCUCUAUUAGUUAGAAUUCACAGAAUACAGAGAAACAUCGACUCUCACCUACAAAUGUGUUACAUUUUCUCUCCACACGUUUUCUGUAACAUUUGCAGAAACUCUAACAUCCUGCCCUUCCAAGGUAAUGUGUCUCUCCAAGGCUGUGGUCUCUCUCUGUAUUCCUCUCUUUGUCUCUCUUUCUCUUUUUCUGUCUCACUUACUUGAUUUAUUCACUACUCUGUAGGGUUGCAAAAUUCCGGGAAUUUUCAAAGUUGGAAACUUUCCAUGGGAAUUAACGGGAAUUUAUGGGAAUAUACGGGAAUUUACAAAAUUGAAGGUUGGCUCUUAACGGGGGACUUAAAUAUAGUUGGGGAAAAUAUUAGUGCUGUCAAGCGAUUAAGAUAUUUUAUCGCGAUUAAUCGCAUUAAUGUCAUAGUUAACUCGCGAUUAAUCGCAAAUCUUUUUUCUAUGCUAAAUAUCCCUUGAUUUCUUUGUCCCAUUAAUUGUUCUAAUUUUAAUGCUCUUAUCAACAUGGAGAAGUGCAUCGGCUUGCCUUGUGCAAAUGUUUUUUUAUUGAUAACAACAUUGGCAUAUACUGAUCAAAACAGGACGAAACAAAAAAAAGCCUAUAGUGCAAUUAUACGAUGAACAUACAAACAUACUGCCUUGAACAUAGCAGUCAGGCUACUGCUUCUUUGUUUUGAACCCUAAAAAAGGGUUAGGGUUUUUUAUAAUAAAUUGCGUUUAUUGCGCGCUAAAAAAAUUAAGGCUGUUAAAAUUGGUUUGCGUCAACGCCGUUAAUAACGCGUUUAACUGACAGCACUAGAAAAUAUAUUUUAGCAUUAUCUUGACUAACACAACCAGAUUUCAUGCAAGUAAACUUGAAUAUCUAUGCUAUUCCUCAAUCACGCUAGCACACUGCUUACUGCAGGGCUAUUGAGACCCCGCCCCGCCCCCUACAUGCACUGUGCAUUCCUCCAUCACAUGUGCACUGAUGACUUCUAGAAACCUGGACCACACUUUUGAGCCCAGAGCAUAUUUAACUCAAAGUUCAUGUUUUUGUUCUUCAAUGAAAGAUUAAAAUAAUUAAGACUUGUUAGUUAUUUAGAAAUAAAUCUGCUAAAAUUAUGUUUUUCAGGUUUUUGUAGUCUUUAAAUGUUUUUUUUGCUUGCUGUGUCUACUUAUAGCAAUAUAACAAAUUUAUUUAUGCUUGGAUAUGAUAGUUAGAUUAAAUUACCCUAAUUUUCAUUAAUUCCCAAGUUUAAAUUCCCAUGAAACUUUCCCAUGAAACUUUCCGGAAAUUUACCGUAAAUUGUCCACCCCUUUGCAACCCUACUACUCUGUAUUGAGAAAAGUUGUGUUGUGUGCAAUUACCUUUUGUAACAACAGCAAGAAACAAACCAAUCAUUCAAUGUGAUUGAGAGCAUUUCUAUGCGUGUCACCCAGCGUCCAGUCGAGAUCAGUAGUUAUUCACCAUACUGGGAGUUAAGGGAGCUCAUAGGAAGCAUAUUUUUCUUACAUCCAUGUUGAUUAAGUCAUAUAUUGUGUGGUUAUUCCCAAGGGGAACUUGAUGUAUACUAAUUGGGGCCCUGUCCCUGUCCCCCCACCCCCUUGUUUCAUGACCUUCCCCUUGUUGGCUUCUGGAUGCUCUUCACACAGUACUACCAAGAUGGCGCCUCACCUCGAUGGGGUGCACGUGGUGUUUGGGCUGGUCAUCUCCGGCUUCGAGGUGAUCAAGAAGGUGGAGGGUCUGAAGACGGACUCGGCCAGCCGGCCCUACGCUGACGUCAGAGUGGUGGACUGUGGGCAGCUCUUCACCAAGUCCGCCAACGACGUGCUCGAGGGCAAGAGAAAGCGGGCCUCUCAGUGUGCAGACCUGUCCCAGAGCCGCCAGGGGUCUUCCUCUGGCUCGGACCCCCACGGGGAGGCUGGCAUACGCACGCGCUGCAAGCGCAGGAGGCGCAAUGCAAGCAAUCGCUCGGAGAACACAACCAUAAACAGUGACCCAAUCCUCUCCGAUCAAAGUCCCGUGGAGGGGGACCUGGAGGAGGGAGGGUACGAUGAAGACGAGGAGGGAUGGAAGGAGCAUGUUGGGAAGAGGAGCAAAGCUGUGGUGAGGCCGGAGGAGAUUCCACCCGUCCCAGAGAACCGCUUCCUGCUGAGGCGGGGCAUGGCGUUGCAGGAGGGGAUGCCAGAUCUGAGAACGGAGCAUGACGAGUCGUCUGUGCCAUGUGACCUGAAGCCCACGGUCACCAAGUCUGGGCGCAAGAUCAAGGGAAGAGGGACAAUGAGAUACCACACUCCCACUCAGUCCAAGUCUCGCUCGGCCUCGGCAGAGGAGCCAGGCAGCAGCGAGACCCCGCCCCACUGGAAGGAAGAGAUGAAGAGGAGCCAGGUGUACCACCCCCCCAGCGCCGAGAGGUGGAGCCGAGGGGACCGGCUGAAUGACCAUUCUUCAACCAGAUGGGGCGACAGGAGUGACUCUGCAUGGUCCCGUUCCCAGGACGGCUCCCCUGGCCAGGAGUCCAAUCGGUCCAGCCUACACCUCCCAGCCAAAAAGGAGAAGAAAAAGUCAAAGCGCAAGAAAAAAAGCAAGAAACGAAGGCAUGCCAAAAAGAAGUUCUCCAAGAGCAAGCCUCCGGAGCCGCUCACCUCGGAGAGUGAGCGGUCUCUUUCCUCAGCCAGACAGUCACAGCUAAGGGGACCUCUCUCAGCUCCCUGUCCUGGACGCACACUGUCCAGUAAGAGGUCAUCGCCUCCUUCCUCCAGAAAGUUGCGCUCCUACUCCCGUUCCUACACAUCCAGCCAUUCCAGAUCUCAGAAAGGGUCACGGUCCUACUCAAGAUCAAGAAGUUUAUCGAGAUCGAGAAGCCGUUCUAGGUCGCUUUCCAGAUCAAGAUCUCAGUCCUAUUCCCACUCUCGUUCUAGAUCCAGGACGAGAGCACGAUCUAGCUACAGAUCCAGGUCUGUGUCAUGCUCCAGGAGGAGGACUUCCUCAAAAUCUCCCAGAAAAAGUAACGAGAGCAAGUUGAGGACACGGAAAUUGACUCAAGUGCAAGCAAAGAUUCCAGAGCCCAAAGUCCCACCUGUGGCGGGUGUUCCUACAGUUCCAGUUCCCGAAACUGUCCCGGUAAUCCCACUCAGUGACAGUCCUCCACCCUCUCGCUGGAAGCCAGGUCAAAAGCCCUGGAAGCCGUCCUAUGUCAAUAUUCAGGAAAUGAAAGCAAAUCCAGGCUCCACUCCCCCGUUCCCCUCUGGUCAGGAGCCUGUUGUUGGGAUGGUUCUGGUCCAAACAGUAGCUACCCCAAAGAUUACCCAAGGGGACUCACAGAGUGGGUACAGUCCCAAGGCCCGCCGACCCCCAACACAGCGCUCCCCCAGCGGUUCCUCAAGUGGCUCCUCCAGGGGUCGGUCGUACAGCCGCUCAUUCAGUCGCUCCCGGAGUGGGGGUAGAUCUAGGUCGGGGUCUAGGUCUCCCCAUAAACACCGCAGCAGAUAUGCAGUGUGUAGCGGAUCAGACUCCAACCACGACUCACACAAGAGGGGUAAAGACAGGAAGAAGUCUAUGGAAAAAGAGUGGAAGAAAUAUUACAGUUCUCUAAAGAGAAUCAAGAAUUUAGAUAAGUACAUUUCCCUUUCUUGUAAUCAAAGUCCCAAUUCUGGUGCCAUAACGGGUGGUGAGAACAGCCCGAAUGUCAAUGGUGCAAGUGAAAGAGUAUCAUCUAUAAAGGGGGAGGAGAACCAUUCUGUAGGUCACCAGGUAAAGCGUACCAAUUCAAUGUCCAACCCGAACAGCAGGUCUGAAUGGGACAGCGAUGGAGACAAAGAGGGCCAAGCAAACAGUACUGGUGCAACUCAGAAGCCCAACCCAGGAGCCAGUGAAGCCCUUCAGAGAAAGCUGUCUGUCCUGGCUGGGUGGGAUUCAGACAGCGAUUCUGAACACCUUCUAGCCAAGACCUCAGCCUCUGAGAAGGAGGAAGGGGAGGCCAGCUCGGAGUCGGAGCGAGAGGCUGGCUCCAAGCCUGGAUCCAAGGCUCUUCCCAGGAGCGCAAAGAAGGUCACCCACUUGGAGAAACGCAAGAGCAAGAAGUCCAAACGCAAACAUAAACGCAAAAGGAGAGGAGAGACCAAAUCUGGCUCCGGACACCCCAAGGACAAGGCAAAGAGAUCCAAAAGGAAACGCCACAAGUUGAAGGAGACCUUUCACUGGCAGCCACCUUUAGAGUUCGGAGAAGAGGAUGAUGAGGUCGAAAACCAGAAAGAGAAACGGGCAGAGAAGCAUAAUAUAUCUGGAGUUGAAAGCACUAAAACACCUGACCAUGUGCGUAACAAGGAACACAAUAUCCCUGCUUCUGGUAACAAUGGUUCGACGAAAACUCCAUCCAACCGGAGAGAAGAACAGGUGCAUCUCAGACCAAGAGGCUCUGUCCAUGAGAAUCACCCCAAAGAGAAACUGCUUGAUCAUCCAUCCUCCAACAGUAUCGCCCAGGCUCAGACUUCAUCAGCGGAUGAUAUGGACAUCUGUACUCCGGAGCAUGAUACUGAGUCCAUAGUAGAGCCUGUGUUAAACACAACUCCUGAUUCAACCCUGACAACUAUUAUCAACUCAGUGAGUAAGACCACCCAGGACGACACGCUUCAUAACCAAGUUCCACCCCCGGCAAUCUUUGACAUCAGUUCCCACUGCGCAGCAGUGGGAACUAUUCUGGACCUGAAAUGGAAGCCCUUGAAAGGAACGACGCCGUCAGCGGUAGCCAGUCUUCUGGCGGUCUCCUCUAAGAGCAGCCGCCCGGCGGAGCACCUGACGCCCCGGGCCCAGGGGGUCAAGAUGGAGAUCAAAAGCAAGAGCCGGGUUCGGCCAGGCUCCCUCUUCGACGAGGUGCGGAAGACGGCCCGGCUCAACCAGAGGCCCCGGAACCAGGACAGCUCCAGUGAAGAGGACUCCCAGGCUGGGUCCAGGGAGGAGUCCCACACACCCAGGAAGUCCGGUUCCAUGUCCAGCCACCGGUCUCGCUCCAGAAGCCGCUCCCUUUCCUACAGCAGGUCUAGAAGUAGAUCUCGCCGCUCCAGCUCCAGCUCCAGCAGUCGCAGUAGGAGUCGGAGGAGAGGCGGCCGGAGGCGCUCACGCAGCCGCAGCAGCACGUACCGGAGCUACCGCAGUCACAGACGGACCUACAGCAGGAGCCACUCCAGGAGUCGGUCCUACACCAGGAGGUCCAGGUCGGACUCUGAUGACAGUGCCUCCUCCAGGAGCGCCAGCAGGAGGUGCAGGCGCCGCCGGAGGAGCCACAGUGACCGCAGUUCGGAGCGGCGCUCGUGGUCCUCUCCCUGGUCUAGCCGUAGCUCCUCCAGACACAGGACCCUCAGCAGGGGCAGCCGGUACAGCUGAGGCCCAGAACCAGACACCCUCCUCUCUGGAUGUCUGGAGACCACGUGGACCAGCUCUACCAACCGUCAGGGAAUGUUCUACGAUCCGUUUCUUCCAGAAUAUUAUUUUCGGACUGUCUUUGUUUUUACUACCUUCCCCACAAGUAAAAGGAACGUCCCUCCCUGUAAAUGUUUGUAAAUAUUUUUGAUUGUAAUUUCUUUAUUAAUUGUUAAUAACCAAAUUGUCAGGACUCUAUAUAUAUAUAUAUAUAUAUAUAUAUAUAUAUAUAUAUAUAUAUAUAUAUAUAUAUAUAAAUAUAAUUUUUUUAACCUCUACCACAACAUGGUGAACAGGGUUGAAGAGAAGCGCCAUACCCUUCCCAGGGUCGAUUGCUUUCUCUAAAUAUUUUUUUACUGAUUUCAAAUGCAUUUUUUUUCCUCCUCAAACCUAACUGCAAACCUACAAACAGUUUGUAGGAGCUUUUAUUGUUUGUCUUGGUUAAGAAUGUAGCCUGCUGUGUUAAAUAGGAUGACUCUAAUUUGAAAUAGAUUUGGAACAUGGAGACCAAAUAAAUAGUCCCAACCUGAA